Molecule: messenger RNA, 2582 nt
Organism: Theobroma cacao (cacao)
Lineage: Eukaryota; Viridiplantae; Streptophyta; Magnoliopsida; Malvales; Malvaceae
Gene: FAO3
Product: fatty alcohol oxidase 3
Molecular function (GO): flavin adenine dinucleotide binding; long-chain-alcohol oxidase activity
Source: RefSeq, a predicted model, not a curated record
GCUUUUCUCUUUGAAAUUAUACAUCCAAAGACUACCCUCCACGUUUCCACUAUAUGUAUAUACAGGGUCUAGAACAUAAAGCAAAAGAACAAACAAGAAGUCGUAAAGGGAAGAGAAUCAUAGUGUUAUCUCCAUUCAACAAAGAGAAAGAGGAGGGGGGGAGAAAUGGGAGAAGGUCAGUGUCAGCAGCCCUUGUUGAAUGGAGAGAGGAGAGACAGAGGAACGCGAAGAUACGCUCAUGGGUUAUCUUCAGCUGAGGUACAGACACUGGCUAGCAUCGGUGAAGCUGUAUUCCCUUCUUUGAAACCAAAUUCUGAUUUUGAAGGGAAGCAAAACCAGCCAAGAAAGGCUGUGCAGUCCUUCCUGGAAGCUUCAGCCUCUGAAUCCCCAAUUCCAGACGAGGUUGCACAGUUACUGGUCAGAAGAACAUUCAUGGAAACUCGGAUCUUGUUGAGGGUUGUACUCCUGUUGCUGUCCACCAGGCUGGGAACCUUGUUACUCUGUGGAUCCCUUUGUCUGGGUGAUAAAUGGCCCUACAUCAAUUACUUCUCAUGCUUGCCGUUGGAGAACAGAGAAAAGGUUCUGCAAAUGUGGUUUAAGAGCUGGCUGUUCACUCUUGUCAGGAUUGCCUUCAUCUACUUGAAAGUUGCCUGCCUCUACGUUUUUUUCUCUCGGGUAGGUGAAAAUAAUGAUAACCCAGCUUGGGAAGCUAUUGGGUAUCAGGUAGACAAUGUUGAGAACUCGAAGCAAGUAAGCAAGGAGAGGCCUCUUCAGAAAGGAAUGAUUGAGACAAUGCACGAAAAGGACUCAACCCUUCUCCAAUCCCUAACACAGAAAGGCCUCCAAGUUACAGAAGAUACCGAAAGAAACGUCUACAAGAUCAAAUGUGAUGCUGUGAUUGUUGGCUCUGGAUGUGGUGGUGGUGUUGCAGCCGCAAUACUGGCCAGUUCUGGCUUGAAAGUUGUCGUCCUAGAGAAGGGGAGCUAUUUUGCUCCGUCAGAUUAUUCCCCCUUUGAAGGCCUCUCAAUGGAUCAAUUAUAUGAAUCAGGUGGAAUCCUUCCAAGUAUUGACGGACAGAUGCUAAUUCUUGCGGGCUCCACAGUGGGUGGUGGCUCAGCUAUCAACUGGUCAGCAUGCAUCAAAACACCAAAAUCCAUACUUCAAGAAUGGGCUGAGGACUGUCAACUCCCACUUUUUGGGAGCCCUGAAUAUCUUUCAGCCAUGGACAAUGUUUGCGAGAGAAUUGGUGUCACUGAAAAUUGUAAAGAGGAGGGAUUUCAGAAUCAAAUACUUCGAAAAGGGUGCAAAAAUCUUGGUCUUGAAGUUGAGAAUGUGCCACGGAAUUCCUCAGAGAGCCAUUACUGUGGAUCUUGUGGGUUUGGUUGCAGAAGAGGAGACAAGAAAGGGACUGAUCGUACAUGGCUAGUAGAUGCUGUUAGUAAUGGUGCAGUGAUUUUAACAGGAUGCAAGGCCGAGAAAUUCAUAUUAGAGAAAAACAAGAUCGGCAGUAAAAGGAAAUUGAAAUGCUUGGGAGUAAUUGCAAAAACUUCAAACAAAAAUAUCACCAAGAAACUGCAUAUAGAAGCCAAAGUAACAAUAUCAGCAUGUGGUGCUCUUUUCACACCCCUUUUAAUGCAUUCUAGUGGGUUGAAGAAUCGGAAUAUUGGUCGAAACCUUCAUCUCCACCCUGUCCUAAUGGCCUGGGGUUACUUUCCUGACUCGGAUUCAGAGUUCAAGGGGAAAGUAUAUGAGGGUGGAAUAAUCACUUCAGUGCAUAAGGUGGUAGCAGCAGACAACAAAGUGCGAGCCAUCAUAGAAACUCCUUCGCUAGGGCCAGCCCAAUAUGCUGCUUUAUGCCCUUGGGAGUCUGGUCUUGACAUGAAAAGAAGGAUGCUAAAUUUUUCCAGAACUGCUCAUAUGAUAACAAUUAUAAGGGAUCAGGGAUCUGGAAAAGUUCAUGCAGGGGGACGGGUAACCUACAAGUUUGAUGCAUUAGACAGACAAAAUAUGCAAUCUGGUUUGAGACAGGCAUUGAGGAUUUUAGUAGCUGCUGGAGCAGUUGAGGUAGGCACCCAUCGUAGUGAUGGGCAGAGCAUCAGAUGUAAAGGGAUAAGCAAUAAGGAGUUAGAGGAGUUUCUAGAAUCAGUUUCUCCAGUAGAAGGCCCAAUGUUCCCUGCAGAAAAAUGGGUCACCCACACUAGUGCUCAUCAGAUGGGCAGCUGUAGGAUGGGGAUUAAUGAAAAAGAAGGUGCAGUUGAUGAGAAUGGAGAGAGCUGGGAAGCAGAAGGAUUAUUUGUUUGCGAUGCAAGUGUUCUUCCUGGUGCUAUUGGUGUGAAUCCCAUGAUUACUGUCCAGUCCACUGCUUAUUGCCUUUCAAAGAGAAUAGCAGAGUCUUUAAGACAAAAACUAGUCUUCUGAAGUUUAUGAAUCCUUCGUCAACAGCCUGAAGAUUGACGAUAAAUGUAUUUUAUAAGUUUAUAUGCUUGCAUUUUACUGAAGAAUAAGAAACAGAGAGGAUGGUAAAGUCUGUAAAACUUGCUCAUAUAGUGACAACAGAAAGGGAUUUGAUUUUCUUAUUAGUU